AUUAGAUUAGAUUUUUUUUUUUUUUUUUUUUUUUUGCCCAAACUACUUUUCCCGAGUUUCUACAAUGAAUUAAAUACAUUUUCUUUCAUAUUUUAAUAUUGCUUAUUUAGAAACAUACUUUUUAUAAACAAGUAAUGGAGGACUUUUUUUUUUUUUUUUUUUUGCCCAAGGUAAACUGUGGUGUGCAGAUUUCGAAGGAUCGUAUUUUGCAGCUUGACUGACAUUUCUGUCAAGAGAAGAUACAUCUAAGGUCGCAAAAUGUGUGACCCCCGAAGAAAGGACCACAAGCAGGGGACGGAUGUCCCCUUGAAAUGUAGACAAUAUUGUGACCGCAACGAUGACAGAGUAAUCAAGGACGUCCCUUCAAGAUCAGAAGGCAACAUUUUUAAUGAUGACCACGAUGACCAUGGAUGUCCAUCUCACAGAGAUAAAAGCUCUCAGUUUCUCUUUGAGCAUCCCAAGCCAAGCCCUUGCCAUGCAACGUUAUCCACUGCUGCCUGUUCGGCUUUCUCGUAUUCCUCCUCCUCCUCCUCAUCUUCGUCAUCCUUCUCUUCCUUUUUUUCUUCCUCCUCUUCGGCUUCUUCUUCCAGCGUGAAUUCCAACACCAGUAGUGAGUGUAGGGUCAGGUGUGCCUUUAAAAAGCCCUGGUAUUCCCAGUCUUGUACUGAUAUUUCGGAGAAACGCGGGUACUUUGAAGAAGAUUGUGACACGGCCCCUUUGAUAGAAAUGAAGGGUUCUAAGAGAGGCUCUGCCAAAAAUAAAUUAGCCACACAAAGCCCCGUCCAGGAAUGUCUUCCCAAAACACGGACAAUUACCAGCGGUUCGAAAACCGAUGGAAACGUUCGCAAAUCCAAGUCAAUGGAGGCUCUGGUCAGGCCAAAGGACAAGGGUGGGCACGAGGAUGAGAAUGAACAAGGAAUGAGAGAAAGCGACGCCAGAAAAGAGUUAGUCAAGGAAAAAAUGAAAUUCUCCGCUUUUCUCAAUGAAAUCACUCGCCAGGUGCUCAGCCCUGUGAGACUCACGACUCUGGGAGUUAAAGACGCACAUCCAUCGUGCGGACCACCUCAGGCCUGUGGUCAAUCCGAAAAGAGUGAAAAAAGGCAGAGGAGUCAGUCCGCAAGUGCAGACUCACCUGCCUCCAAUCAGAACGUACGUUCCAGGAAGCAGCCUUCCGUAAAUCAGCCUCCUUCAAAAUCCUUUCACCAGAACCCGAUGCACAAUCCGGCACACUCAGCCGCUUUGAGUGUUUCUCCCAGGACAGGGAGCAGCACUGACGUAAGGUGUUUGAAAAGCCCACAGGCGCAUCGGCAUCAAAAACACUACAACCACCAGCAUAAAGGAGAACACGCUUUCACUCCCCACUGUCAUGAGUCCAGAAACUGUAACAGCCAAUGUCAUCAUCCUCAUCAUCAUCAUCAUCAUCAUCAGACCCAUAACUCUGCUUAUCACCCUGAGGACCUCCACAACACGUUUCCCAACGGCAGAGGCCACAACAAGCUCCAUCCCCAUGGAGACCAUCCCCAGGAAGAGCACCAUCUUAGACACCAUCGUCAUGGAGGGCAUCACCAUGGAGACCCUCAUCAUAGAGACCACGAACAGGGUGGUUAUUGCUACGCAGACCAUCAUCGCAGGCGACAUUGCAGCGAGACAGGAGACAGCAGUGGUCCAACUCCACCGUUCGGACAUUGUCGCCGUCGUUGCCAUAAGAACCAUCGUAGCGAUGAUUACCACAUGGAUUGUGGAGAUGAGCAUGGUCCUGCUCUUCACCACGGCGGCAACAGUGUCGCCAAUGACUCCGACUGUACAACUCGUCGUCGCGAUGGCCGCUAUUCAAGUACCAAGGAAGAUCGCGCUUUACGUUUGCUUGGAGACCAUGAUUCCGAAAGUCAAAUUUCAAGCGAACGUGAAGCCGAUAGACCGGGUCAUAUUAGAGACCAUCAUUUGGAUCAUCACAGUUCCAGUGACCGGGAUGGCUACCAAAGGUCAGGCUAUCAACGUUGCCGUCAUAACAGCUACAGCGACAGUCAUCAUCACCACCAUCGCCAUCAACACGGAAACUAUGGCUGUUCAGACCAUCAGCUGAACCAUGACGACUGCAUUAGCCGAGCGCAUCGCCAUUACCGUAAAAACACCAUUAAAUCUCCGCCACAACAUCAUCAUCAUCAUCAUCAUCAUGACCGCCGACAUCAAAGUGAAGCCUAUUCCCAUCACCAUGUCAAUCACCACUACGGCAAACCUCAUCCCUAUCACCAUGGCAACCAACCCCACAGUGAAUCUCAUCAGCGUCAUUACGCGUCGCCAUGCGUUGAGCACCGUCAAAAAGUGCAUGCUCUCGGAUUACAGGACAACGCCGAUGCCCGUGGCCGUCGCAGUCCUUUCAGUUGUAGCUCACCUGCGCAUGGGAAGUUAGAGACUGAAUCAGCCAUGACUACCAGGAGCCCUUCCAGUCAUGAUGUGGAGCAGAUGAGUUUCCUGGACUCAUCAUCAAUACAUAAAGAAGAAACCCAUGAGACGGGUAGAAUCAUGUAAGUAUACCUGUGAUACUACCAUGCAGAGUCCAGGUCAUACGACGUUACAGCGUCUCUCAUCCAAGUGUGCUGAAUCUUGUGCACAUUCU
Molecule: messenger RNA, 2617 nt
Organism: Cynoglossus semilaevis (tongue sole)
Lineage: Eukaryota; Metazoa; Chordata; Actinopteri; Pleuronectiformes; Cynoglossidae
Product: LIM domain-containing protein A-like
Exons: 3
Coding region: 259-2529 (756 amino acids)
Source: RefSeq, a predicted model, not a curated record